UAAUGUAAUAACUAAAAAAGAUAGAGAAUGAACAAGAUGACAUCAUUCUUGGUUUUACUGCUUUUACAUUACUUUCAUUUUUUUUGUGAUGCACAAGAAACGGUGGUGUGUAGCUGGAAAUUUGAAACAAAUGUGAGUGAUUCUUGGAAAAUCCAAAACAAUCACAAACGAUUUGAAAGAGUUCUAUAUUCAAGUUUAAAUUCUACUGUACCACCUCAGGAUGGAAAUUGGGCAGUUACUGGAAAUGGAUCUAAUAACGAGCUAUUGCUACCUCAAGUUGCUUAUUAUGGGGGAAACAUCAAGUUAACGUUUUUUGCUUUUGCAUUUCAGCCAGCCAGUUUGUCUGUCGAAUUUUUGAACUUGAAUUUAAGCCGUAUUCAAAAUAAAAAUAUAUCAAUAAAAAGUAGUAGUUGGACUCAGUAUGAUGUUACUUUAAACAGCAAUCAGUAUCAAGGUUCUUCAGCAUUUUUAGUAUCGUUAAUAUACAGUGGAGAGAGCUCAAUAUAUUUGGACUCUAUUACUAUAGCAAUUGAUGGAAAAAUUAUAUCUUGUCCAACGAUAACCUCUUCAAAUCAUUGUGGAUUUGAUACAGCUGGUGUUGGAAGCUCAGGAUGGUCUUUUGAUAAGAUCUCAGUUAAUCAAACAUCAUACAAACAAGAAAUAAGUUCUGGUUAUACUGAUUUUGACUUGACAACUAACACUCAAUAUACAGUUGGACAAAAUUACACGAUUUUAAUAACGUUUGUCACCACUACAUUGGAUUCAAUUUUGAGUAGUAUAUCUAUGAAUGUUGUUGGCAACUGCAGCGAAUGUCAUUCAUCUCUUACUUGUAAUAAAUUAACUAAUGGAGUUAAUUGUGUUUGUAACCAGAAAUCAUGCCCUGGUUCUCAUACCCAGUGUAUUGUUUCAAAAACUGAUCAAUUAACAAAUCCAUGUAGUUGUCAACUUGGUUUCAUUGAAGAUGUUUCUGGAAAUUGUGUUGAUUUCAAUGAAUGUAAUAGCUUGACACCACCGUGUUCUUGGAAUAAUGGAGUAUGUCUAAACACAAAUGGUAGUUAUUCUUGUUCAUGUAAUAAUGGAUGGAUUUUGGGUGAAGAUAAUGCUAGCUGUGUUGAUGUCAAUGAAUGUAAUAGCUUGACACCACCGUGUUCUUGGAAUAAUGGAGUAUGUCUUAACACAAAUGGUAGUUAUUCUUGUUCAUGUAAUAAUGGAUGGAUUUUGGGUGAAGAUAAUGCUAGCUGUGUUGAUGUCAAUGAGUGUAGUAGCUUGACACCACCAUGUUCUUGGAGUAAUGGAGUAUGUUAUAACACAAAUGGUAGCUAUUUAUGUUCAUGUAAAAAUGGAUGGAUGCUAGGUGAAGAUAAUGCCAGCUGUGUUGAUAUUGAUGAGUGUACUAGUAUCAAACCAAUUUGUUCUUGGAGCAAUGGUGUGUGUUCCAAUACUAAUGGUAGCUUUGCGUGCUCUUGUAAAUAUGGAUGGAAAUUGGGUCUUGAUAAUACAAGCUGCAUUGGAUUGUGUGAUGACUGCCAAGGAAAAAACAAGUGUUUUAUAAAAAGUGCUACUGAAGCAGUGUGUUCGAGCAGUUCGAAUUCUUUGUUUAAUUUUUUAUCUUUAACUGUUUUAUCAUUUAUCAGUACUUUAUACUUCGUGCCAAAUAUUUGAUUACUGGCGCGUUUUAUAACUUGGUAUUUUUAAUUUAAAACGUUAAGUUUUUAAUGAACUUCAAUUAGAUCGAUUUAAUUUUCAUGUUUUAGAUAAAUUUUAAGUAGACA
Hydra vulgaris (swiftwater hydra) is the source of this 1772-nucleotide messenger RNA. The record is from RefSeq and is a predicted model, not a curated record. NCBI's taxonomy places the organism in Eukaryota, Metazoa, Cnidaria, Hydrozoa, Anthoathecata, Hydridae.